UUUUUCUUUUAGAGAAGGUUAAGAUAAUGUUAUUAAGGAAAACUCUUAAGGUUAUCUAUUUGAAGAACUGCAAAAUAAAUAAUAUUGGAACGAUAAAAUAGAUCUGCACUUCAUUUUAGCCAUUAAAGCCAAAUUGUACAAACAUGUUCGUGUUUAAAAUUUUUCUAUUGGUCUUCAGUUCGUCUGGAAUUCUGGCUCAUCCAUAUGGCGCAUCUACAGGUCAAACAAAAGGUGGACUUAACUUGGGUAUGGGACUAGAACUUGAAGGAAAUGGUCAUGACGCAAACUCGCAAAAUAAAGGUCUACCAGGAGUAGGUGCGCACGUGAAAGCCAAUGUUGAUAUUGCAGGAGUGCAUUUGGGCUAUGACGAAGGAGUGGAUCUGGGAGGUAGCAAAGGAAUUGCUUUAACCAAACAAGUUGAUGUCGCUGGCCACAAAGUGGGCGUAGAGCAAAAUGAAAUAAAUCUAGGACAGAAGAAAGGUCAAGGUUUGAAAGGACCAGGUGAAGGACAUAUUGGUACGUUGCAAGGAGAUUUAUCCGGAAAAACAGAGGUACACGGAGCUACCAACUCAAAUCAAGAUGUUUUAACAAAAACUGUAAACGGUAUAUUUGGAAUAAACAAACAAGACAGUCAGAGAACUGAUGCAAAUAUCCAAACAGGAUAUACACACAAUACAAAUCAAGAUGGAGCUUUAACAAAAACUGUAAAUGGUAUAUUUGGAGUAACCAAACAAGGAAGUCAGAGAGGUGAGUCAAAUAUCCAAACAGGAUAUACACACAACACAAAUCAAGAUGGACUUUUAACAAAAACUGUAAAUGGUAUAUUUGGACUAAACAAACAAGACAGUCAGACAGGUGGUGCAAGUAUCAACAAAAAUACUGAAGGAAAAGCAACAAGUAUAGACACAAACCAAGCAAAUACGCAUUCUUAUGGAUUAGGUAGCUAUGGAGGUAGUUCUGGAACAACAAGAGGUAAUUCGAAUGGAAACACUUUGGAUAUAAGUCAACAACAUACUUCUUUUGGAAAACAAACACAAGGAGGCGGUAGUUAUAGUGGUAGCUCCAGUCACAGCUGGUCAACUUCGGAAAGUCGUCAUUCUCAUACAUCAGGUGGUUCUAAGGGCAGCUCAUUAAAUUUUGGUGGGCGUCCAUUCUUCGAUGACCAUUCAGCGGAAAGUUCUGAAAUGGUUACUUCUGGAGGUAGUCACAGUAUCACACAUAAUCAUGGACAUGAUCAUUCUCAUGCAUCAGGAAGCUCUAGGGGCAAUGUAGUACAUUUUGGUGGUCGUCCAUUUUUCGAUGACCAUUCAGCAGAAAGUUCUGAAAGGAUUACUUCUGGAAGUAGUCAUAGUACAAAAGUUAUCACUCAUGAUCAUGGGCAUGAUCAUCAUUCUCAUGGAUCAGGAAGUUCUAGGGGCAAUGUAGUACAUUUUGGUGGUCGUCCAUUCUUCGAUGACCAUUCAGCAGACAGUUCUGAAGUGAUUACUUCCGGAGGUAGUCACAGUACAAGAGGUAACACACGUAUUCAUGAUCAACACCGUUCAUCAGGGAAUUCUAGAGGCGGUUCAGUACAUUUUGGUAAUCGAACGUUUUACGAUGAUCAUUCAGCUGAAUCUUCUGAAGAGAUUGGUUAUGGAAGUAGUCACAGUUCAAAUAAUCAGAGACAUGGCACGUCUUCUUAUGGUUUUAACUCGGGUGUAAGUGGCAAGCAUGAAGCUGGAGGAAGUUAUGGAACAGGCCACUCAUCAGGUGGAUAUGGUCAUGGAGGUUACGGAUCGGGUCAUCCUUCGUCAGGUGAAUAUGUUCACAGAAUAACUGAUGGUAUCAACGUUAACGGACAUCAUAGUGGUCAUGGAUCAGGUCAUUCGUCUGUCGUAGAAUCUGGUCAUACCGGAGGAAUAGGAUUGGGUCUCGCUGGCAGCCACAGAAGUACUGGAAGUCAUGAAUCAGGGGGUGGAUAUAGUCACGGGAUAGGUCUUGGAAUUGGUAUUGGCAGUAAUCACAGAGGCAGUAGCGGUGAAACUGGAUUACAUGGACAUGGUGUUGAUGGACAUCUUGUAGUUGGCGGAUAUGGAACGGGUUCCUCAGAUCGAGAAACAGGGGCUGGGCUUGGUCUUGGAAUUGGUGUUAAAGGUGGGCACAAUACCAAUAGUGGAUAUGGUCACAGCUCAUAUUCUGGUUGAAAUAAAAUUUUGAUGGUAGAUAAGACUUAAAAACCAUUUUUUUUCGCUAAUAUUAAUUGGGUUCGUUUUACAACUUAAUUGUUUUGUUUUGAUAUUAAAAAUUUGAAUAAACUUUAUUUUCACUGCC
Molecule: messenger RNA, 2310 nt
Organism: Diabrotica virgifera virgifera (western corn rootworm)
Lineage: Eukaryota; Metazoa; Arthropoda; Insecta; Coleoptera; Chrysomelidae
Product: filaggrin-2-like
Exons: 2
Coding region: 144-2183 (679 amino acids)
Source: RefSeq, a predicted model, not a curated record